Anolis sagrei ordinatus is the source of this 3389-nucleotide messenger RNA. It is a transcript of the gene ABCD4, whose product is annotated as ATP binding cassette subfamily D member 4. The record is from RefSeq and is a predicted model, not a curated record. Gene Ontology annotation, cellular component: peroxisomal membrane. Gene Ontology annotation, molecular function: ATP hydrolysis activity; ABC-type transporter activity; ATP binding. Gene Ontology annotation, biological process: fatty acid beta-oxidation; long-chain fatty acid import into peroxisome; very long-chain fatty acid catabolic process. NCBI's taxonomy places the organism in Eukaryota, Metazoa, Chordata, Lepidosauria, Squamata, Anolidae.
GUGGCGACUAUAGCCCCUUCUUCCUUUCUGUAGAACCUCACGUUGGGUAGGUUUACCCAUAGAGUUAGAGCACCACAAUGACAUUAUUCUACCCACUAUUGCGGCCUCUUUCGGCCUUUUGAGUGAGUCAGGGCAGGGGAGGCUAAAGACCUUGCAAAACUACAAUUCCUCAUCUGCAAGCAGGCUCCGCCUAUCCUCCUCGAGGCCUUCUCUCCGUCCCGACUCUAUACCUUCCUGAGAGUGGUCCGAAAGCUUAGCUGCAGUUUGCGCUCAUGAAUAAUCAAGAAAGGCCCCGACCCCGGCUAGACCGGCAAUUUCUCCGACGUUUUUUAAAGAUCCAGAAAAUUUUAUUUUCUACAUGCUCCUCCAAGAAUACCCUGAUGUUCCUAACCUUGCUGGGAGUUGCCCUUUUGGAGCAGCUGAUCAUUUACCAAGUGGGGCUGAUCCCCAGCCAGUAUUAUGGGGUUCUGGGGAGCAAAGACUUCUCUGGAUUCCAAAAAAUAACCAUACUUGCUCUGAUGCUCAUUGUAUUGAACUCUAUGUUAAAGAGCUUUGACCAGUUUAUCUGCAACUUGAUGUAUGUGAGUUGGAGGAAGACCCUCACGGAAUACCUCCAUGGCUACUACUUCCAGGGCCAGGUGUAUUACACAUUGAAUAUUGUGCAUGAGGAAAUUGAUAACCCAGACCAACGAAUCAGUCAGGAUGUGGAGAGAUUCUGCAAACAAUUGAGCUCUAUGGCCAGUAAGCUGGUUGUCUCACCCUUCACACUUGCUUACUACACCUAUCAGUGCUUUUACAGCACUGGCUGGAUGGGUCCAGUGAGCAUCUUUGGUUAUUUUUUCAUUGGGACCAUUGUCAACAAGAUCUUGAUGAGCCCCAUUGUUUCAAAACUGGUGCAACAAGAGAAGCUGGAAGGUAAUUUCAGGUUUAAGCAUAUGCAGUUACGGGUGAAUGCUGAAUCUGCUGCUUUCUACAGAGCUGGUGAAGUGGAGCACAUGAGAACUAAUCGCAGGCUACAAAACCUUCUGCAAACUCAAAGGGAACUGAUAGGCAAGGAGCUACUGCUAUACAUUGGAAUCAACACCUUUGACUAUCUGGGAAGCAUCCUGAGUUAUGUGGUGAUUGCCAUUCCCAUAUUUAGUGGCAUCUACAAUGACCUAGAUCCAGCAGAACUGAGCUCCUUGGUUAGCAAGAAUGCCUUUGUCUCUAUUUACCUGAUUGGUUGCUUUAGUCAGCUCAUCGAUCUCUCCACCACCGUGUCGGAUGUUGCUGGGUACACACACAGAAUUGGGGAACUGCAGGAAAUGCUGCUGAAACUAUCCAAGAAACAAAAUGACUGUGAAUUGCAGGCCAAAUGGGAUUUCAACAGUGUUUCCAAAGAUAAGAUGAACCCCAGUGAUACUGCCUUCGUCCUGGAGCAUGUCUCUAUCUCAGCUCCUUCACAAAAGCUGCUCAUCAAGGACAUGAAUCUGAGAGUCACACAAGGGAACAGUCUGCUAAUUACUGGCAACACUGGCACAGGGAAGUCCUCUUUACUGCGUGUCCUUGGAGGCCUCUGGAACAGCCAACAGGGGAAUGUCCACAUGCUAACUUGCUUUGGCCCCCAUGGAAUGGUGAUCUUGCCACAGCGGCCUUUUUUCACAGAUGGGACCCUGCGAGAACAGGUGAUAUACCCCUUGAAGGAAAUCUAUCCAGAUUCAGGGUCUGCAGAUGAUGAAAGGAUACUGAGAUUCCUGGAACUGACUGGACUGUCUGACCUGUUGUUGAGAACGGGAGGUUUGGACCAACCAGUGGACUGGAACUGGUAUGAUAUUCUGUCUCCAGGUGAGAUGCAAAGGCUAUGCUUUGCCCGGCUUUUCUAUCUCCAACCUCAGUACGCAGUGCUGGAUGAAGCUACCAGUGCACUGACGGAGGAAGCAGAGAGUGAAUUGUACAGGAUCUGCGCCCAACUAGGGAUGACUGUGGUCAGCGUGGGACAUCGUAGCAGUCUGGAAAAGUUCCACAGUUGGAUUUUGAAACUAUGUGGAGGAGGAAAAUGGGAAUUAACGAGAAUCAAGAAAGACUGAACAGUUAAAGUCUCCGCUGGGCUCUGUUACUAAAGUGCCUUCAAUUCAACAUGCCUUAAAGGAAGACCUUUGGCUCAGGAUUUGGAAUUUCACAGCCAAGAGAUGGCAAUGAGGCUUCUGUAACUGAAGGACCUUGAAGAAUGGGAAUAAGAAGAACCCUUAUUCUAGCCAUUUAGGUGAAUUGCCUUGAUGAUUGUUUUUACUACUUUGUCAUGACUUUGAUGAGAAAAGAAGAAAGGGAUUCGUCUUCCAUCUGUUCAUCUUACUUGAAAUGAGAACAGCUUGGAAAGCUGUGCAGCAGCAAACAUGAUGGAGGUGUCACAAACUCCCCUCAACUGAACCUGUCUAUAUUAUUACGGAUCAGUUUCAUGCUCUUUGCCUGAGCACAACCUCCAUAAGGGAUGCAACAGUCUCGACUAUUAACUACCUCACUAUUGCAAAUGUGCAUUCAUUCUCUUUGUGGAAGUUUGUUGGAAGUGCGAUGAAGAAGAAUCAAACCUUUCCGAAAGAGCCUUUGGUGGUACUACUGAACUUGCUGACCAAAAAGUUAGCGGUUUGAAUCCAGGGAGCGCUGUGAGCUCCUGCUGUUAGCCCCAGCUUCUGCCAACUUAGCAGUUCACACACAUGCAAAUGGGAGUAGAUCAAUAGGUACCUCCUUGGUGGGAAGGUAACUGUGCUCCAUACAGUCAUGCAGGCCACAUGACCUUGAAGGUGUCUGUGGACAAUGCUUAGAAAUGGAGAUUAGCACCACCCUCCAGAGUCACUGAACUAGACUUAAUGUCAGGGGACAUCUUUACCUUUACAUUUACUAUAGAUCAGUGGUUCUCAACUUGUGGGUCCCCAAGUGUUUUGGCCUUCAACUCCCGGAAAUCCUAACAGCUGGUAAACUGGCUGGGAUUUCUCGGAGUUGUAGGCCAAAACACCUGGGGACCCACAGGUUGAGAACUACUGCUAUAGAUCAUGUAAGCAUUUAUCUAACAAACAUGGAAACAUUGGAAAUAAUGUCAGCCUUUCCUACUGCGGCAGACCUCUUUAUCUGCUUACAUAGAGAGAAUCGCAACUGGCAGGGCUGCAAGAAUGAGAAAAGAUGAGAAAUCUUUACCCCAUUUUGAUUGAAAUUCAGAAUACAAAGGCAUGGCGUCCAAUAGACAAAAUAAUGCACUGAUUUUAAUAGAUAGGUAAAUAGAUAGACGGACAGAUAUUCUGUAUCCACCCUUUUAUAUUUCCCUCUCCUUUCUCUUUUAUGAGUAUGUCCAAAUGUUUCCAGUGUGAAAAUCUGAACCUCUCCCCCAUCAUUGGAAUAAAGUUGACCAACGCUCCUGA